Plectropomus leopardus (leopard coralgrouper) is the source of this 4576-nucleotide messenger RNA. The record is from RefSeq and is a predicted model, not a curated record. NCBI's taxonomy places the organism in Eukaryota, Metazoa, Chordata, Actinopteri, Perciformes, Serranidae.
GUGAGAUCUGACUGCUGGCAUGGGAAAGCAUAAGUGGCUGUGUGGGCUUUGAAAUGAUGACGCUCAGAGCUCUUUCCCCUGGAGAAUAAUGGGCUGAAAUGUGGAGAGGCUGAGCACAAGGAAACGCACACAGAGCGACACACGGCUUUUCCGGAGACACACACGAGCCAGCGGUGUCUCCCAUCAGUCCCUGAGCGCACACAGAAUGAAUAUUUUUUUCAAUUUGAGGGGGACGAUUGUGAGGCAAAUAGCAGAGGACAGAGCUGUUGCAGAGGCAGCCAUGAGCCCUCCACGCCGAUCCUCAAGCCCUCCACGCCGAUCCUCAAGCCCUCCACGCCGAUCCUCAAGCCCUCCACGCCGAUCAUCGAGUUCCCAUGGUGACAGGCCCCCCACUGAGACCCUGCAGAGGAACAACAGCAGCAACUCUGGUGUUAUUCUGGACAUCUCGGCCCUCAAGAUGGCGGAAGUGGACACCGAGGUUCCUCCUCUUCCACCUCGCUAUCGCUUCAGGGACCUGCUCCUGGGGGACCAGACAUUUCAGAAUGAUGACAGGGUGCAGGUGGAGUUCUAUGUGAACGAAAACACCUUCAAGGAGAGGCUGAAGCUUUUCUUCAUCAAAAACCAAAGGUCAAGCCUGAGAAUCCGCCUGUUCAACUUCUCACUGAAGAUUCUCACCUGUGCCCUCUACAUUGUGAGAGUCAGCCUGGAUAACCCCGACAACUGCAACCCAGGUGCAAUAUGUCGGAACAGCAGCAACAAUGCAACAGAGAUGGAUGGAAUCGAUUGGUCGUUGAUUUUCUGGGUUACCAGACGGGAACCUGUAUGGGCAAUACAGGUGACAGUGGCCUUAAUCAGUUUUUUGGAGACCAUGCUUAUCACAUAUCUCAGCUACAAGGGGAACAUUUGGGAGCAGAUCUUCCAGAUAUCCUUCAUAUUGGAGAUGAUCAAUUCGGUGCCAUUUAUAAUCACAAUCUUCUGGCCUCCACUAAGAAACAUAUUUGUUCCUGUAUUUCUUAACUGCUGGCUCGCCAAAGGAGCCCUGGAGAACAUGAUCAAUGACUUCCAUCGUGCCAUCCAGAGGACCCACUCUGCCAUGUUCAACCAGGUCUUCAUCCUCAUCUGCACCUUACUGUGUCUGGUCUUCACUGGAGCCUGUGGGAUCCAGCAUCUAGAGAGAGCCGGGAAGCACCUGAGCUUGUUUGACUCAUUCUAUUUCUGCAUCGUCACCUUCUCCACUGUCGGUUACGGGGACGUCACACCACGAAUCUGGCCCUCCCAGCUGCUGGUGGUUAUUCUCAUCUGUGUCGCUUUGGUGGUGCUCCCACUGCAGUUUGAAGAACUAGCGUACCUAUGGAUGGAGAGCCAGAAGUUAGGAGGGAACUACAGCCGACACCGGGCGCAGACAGAGAAGCAUGUGGUGUUGUGUGUCAGCUCGCUGAAGAUCGACCUGCUGAUGGAUUUCCUCAACGAGUUCUAUGCUCAUCCAAGACUACAGGACUACUAUGUGGUGAUCCUGUGUCCAACAGAGAUAGACAUUCAGGUUCGCCGCAUCCUCCAAAUCCCUCUGUGGUCUCAGAGGGUCAUCUACCUUCAAGGAUCUGCCCUCAAAGACCAGGACUUGAUGAGAGCCAAGAUGGAUGACGCCGAGGCCUGCUUCAUCCUCAGCAGCAGGAACGAGGUGGACAGAACUGCUGCUGAUCACCAGACUAUUUUAAGGGCUUGGGCUGCAAAAGAUUUCGCUCCAAAUUGCCCUCUCUAUGUCCAGAUUCUCAAACCCGAAAAUAAAUUCCAUGUCAAGUUUGCAGAUCAUGUAGUGUGUGAAGAGGAGUUCAAGUAUGCUAUGUUGGCGCUGAACUGUGUGUGUCCCGCCACGUCUACCUUAGUCACACUCCUGGUUCACACCUCCAGAGGACAGGAGGGGCAGAUGUCACCGGAGCAGUGGCAGAGGAUGUACGGACGCUGCUCUGGAAAUGAGGUUUACCAUAUCCGCCUGUGUGACAGCAAGUUUUUUGGGGAGUACGAUGGAAAGAGCUUCACCUACGCCUCCUUCCACGCACAUAAGAAGUAUGGUGUGUGUUUGAUCGGAGUGAAGCGGGAGGACAACAAGAGCAUCCUCCUGAACCCCGGGCCCCGCCACAUCAUGGCUGCCGCCGACACCUGCUACUACAUCAACAUCACCAAGGAGGAGAACUCGGCCUUCAUCUUCAAACAGGAGGAAAAGCACAGCAAGGGCCUGCCUGUCACCGGCCUCUACGACGCCCCCUCCAGGCUGCCCGUGCACAGCAUCAUCGCCAGCAUGGUUGAUCAAGCCACUGCAUAUGGCACUGUAGCCAUCGAUCUCCAGAACCCUGAUCCUCCAGAGGAGAGCGGCAAGCUGACCUUGCCGACGGAGAACGGCUCCGGAAGUCGCAGGCCGAGCAUUGCGCCCGUUUUGGAGAUUGCUGACUCCUCCGCCAUCCUGCCCUGCGACCUCCUCAGUGACCAAUCAGAGGACGAGACCAACCAAUCAGACGAUGAGGGCUCUGUUGGGUCAGAUUUUGUGAAGGGCUACCCUCCCAACUCUCCCUACAUCGGCAGCUCGCCGACUCUGUGCCACCUCCUGCCACAGAAAGCUCCUUUCUGCUGCCUCAGACUCGACAGGGGCUGCACACACAGCAGCUUCGAGGAUGCCAAGGCAUACGGCUUCAAGAAUAAGCUGAUUAUAGUGUCUGCAGAGACGGCUGGAAAUGGUCUCUACAACUUCAUCGUCCCUCUGCGCGCUUACUAUCGGCCCAGGAAGGAGCUCAACCCCAUAGUGCUGCUGCUGGACAACCCGCCAGACAACCAUUUCUUAGAGGCCAUUUGCUGCUUUCCAAUGGUUUACUUCAUGGCUGGAACUAUCGAUAACUUGGACAACCUGCUGCAGUGCGGUAUAAUCUACGCCGACAACUUGGUGGUUGUGGACAAAGAGAGCACCAUGAGCGCCGAGGAGGACUAUAUGGCAGACGCCAAGACCAUCGUCAACGUGCAGACUAUGUUCAGGUUGUUCCCCAGUCUCAGCAUCAUCACCGAGCUCACACACCCGUCUAACAUGAGGUUCAUGCAGUUCAGAGCCAAGGACUGCUACUCACUCGCUCUCUCCAAACUGGAGAAGAUAGAGCGUGAUAAGGGCUCCAACUUGGCCUUCAUGUUCCGGCUGCCGUUUGCUGCAGGCAGGGUGUUCAGUAUCAGCAUGUUGGAUACACUGCUCUACCAGUCGUUUGUUAAGGACUAUAUGAUCGCUAUAGCGAGGCUGCUCCUCGGUCUGGACACCACGCCCGGCUCUGGGUACCUGUGUGCUAUGAAGAUCACAGAGGAGGACCUGUGGAUCAGAACUUACGGCAGACUCUUCCAGAAGCUUUGUUCCUCCAGCGCUGAGAUCCCCAUCGGGAUCUACCGCACCGAAUCGCACAUGUUCUCAACCUCAGAGUGCAAGGACAGUAACGCACAGUCUCAGGUGUCCAUCAACAUGCAGCAGGGCGAGGAGCAUCGUGAGCGUGGAGAGUCCUGGAAGGAAAAGACGGCCCACAGAAACUCCACAACGAGCGACCAGUCGGAGCACCCGCUGCUGAGAAAGAAGAGCAUGCAGUGGGCAAGACGGCUGAGCAGGAAGACGACCAAACCCUCCAGCAGAGCGGAGCGUAUCUCUCAGCAGAGACUCAACCUGUACCGACGCUCCGAGCGGCAGGAGCUGUCCGAGCUGGUCAAGAAUCGCAUGAAGCACCUGGGCCUGCCCACCGUGGGAUACGAGGAUGUUUCUAAUCUCACUGCGAGCGAUGUCAUGAAUCGAGUAAAUCUAGGAUAUUUGCAAGAGUUGCAGGACAUUUCAGAGCACCCGUAUACAGAGGGGACCAGGCCGUCAGGGCCACAAGCAGACGAGAUGAACGACCACCAGAACACGCUGUCCUACGUCCUCAUCAAUCCUCCUCCUGACACCAUGCUGGAGCUCAACGACAUUGUGUACAUUAUCCGGUCCGACCCGCUGGCACACAUGCCAGAGGACUCGCAGGUGGGUCAGGCCCGCAGCACCAGGAACCAGCAGGACUUUGGCACAGAGACGAGAGACGAGACUCACCUCUGAAACCCCCCGAGUCCUCGACACCCUCACACCUUAACCUCUAAGCCCCGCCCGGGCCGACAGAGCAUGUUUGUCUCACACGGAUGAAGGCUCGUCUCGGGCCAAGAACGGCAGUCCAUAGUGAAUGUGCAUUAUGUGUCUCUCAGCCUCAGAUCAGAAUUAACCAACAUUUUAAAAGACGGCCCCGAGAGACCUGCUGUUUCCCACUGAGCUGCUACAGGAGGACGCAUGAAGAGUGCCUCGUCAUCGACCCCGACUCCCCCUCGCACACCUUCUGUACCAACACACGUCACCGCAAAACAAUCUCAAAGCGAGAGCCAGGCACAGGAAACGGCCCCCUCCUUCCAACCAAAGGACCGAGAGAUUUGACGUGAGAGGUCAAAGGAGUUUUUCGUGCACACACUGUACAGGAAAUCAUUUCACUCAGGGGUGAAGUUGCCCUCAGGCCGACUUCCUCUAAGCCUGUUUCUGCCUAAACUC